CACGAGAGGAGCACUUCGAGGAAGUGAGCAAACCGGUAACACAACACAGUCAAGCGUGGGAGUUGUUAGUUCAUUUUUGUAAAACUCUUAGCGUUUUGGUUUGACUUAUCGUGGCUGAAUAUAUUCACAAUUAUUCAUUAUGGUACAGCAACAAAUAUUUUUAACUUGGUGAGUUGGUGGAAACUUGCUUGAGGCUUUUCGAACAGCUGUGUGCGUGGACUGGCUUCUGCUUCACUGUAAGACGUUGUGCAAACAAGGAUGCAUCUCCAGGCUCUUCUGUGUGUUCUUGCAGCAUGUUAUGAAUCGGCCAUCACUCUGAAUGCAAAGAGCGAUGAACAGAAAGGUGAUGGAAAAGAUGUAACCCCACUACUGCUUGUAUCGUUUGAUGGUUUCCGGGCAGACUAUCUGGAAAAAUACCCAUUACCUAAUCUGCAGAAAUUCAUCUCUGAUGGUGUUCUUAUUGAUCACCUUAGCAAUGUCUUUACUACUAAAACCUUUCCUAACCAUUACAGUCUUGCCACUGGACUGUAUGCAGAAAGUCAUGGAAUUCUGGCAAGUCGCAUGUAUGACCCAGAGACAGGAAAAGUUUUUACUAUUCAUAAUUCUAGCGAUCCUUUUUGGUGGAACGAAGCAACGCCGAUUUGGGUGUCUGUGCAGAACUGCAAUUAUAAAUCGGCAGCUGCAAUGUGGCCAGGAACGGAUCUGAUGAUUCAAAACCGUACCUCGACAUACUUUUUAAAAUAUGACUCAAAGGUUAGAUUUAAUGAAAGACUGGACAACUUAACAACAUGGCUCACUGGAGACAAGCUGGUCAAGUUUGCUGCCCUGUACUGGGAAGAACCUGAUAAUACUGGACACAUCUAUGGACCAGAAAACACCACAAUGAUGGCCAAGGUACUGAAAGAAGUAGAUGAUCAUGUGGGUUUUCUGAUGGACCAUCUCAACCAGACAGGACUAUGGGGGAAAAUUAAUGUGAUUAUUACUAGUGAUCAUGGCAUGGUGCAGUGCUCCCAAGACCGACUUAUUAAGCUUGAUGACUGUGUCGAUCGGAGUAGCUACGUUUUGGUGGACACCACUCCAGUGGCUGCCAUCAUACCACUCAAUGAUUCCUUAGAUCUGUACAAAAAACUUAGUAACUGCAAUGUGCACAUGAAGGCUUACAUGAAAGCUGCAAUACCUGACAGGCUGCAUUAUAGAAACAAUAAACGCAUUCAGCCCAUCAUCCUGGUGGCUGACGAAGGUUGGACAAUUGUCCAGCAAGGCAACUUCCUACGAUUGGGUGAUCAUGGCUAUGAUAACUCUCUGCGCAGCAUGCACCCCUUCCUGGCGGCCCAGGGCCCUGACUUUCGGAAAGGCUAUCGGAUGAACACCAUCAACAGCGUGGAUCUCUACCCACUCAUGUGCAACCUCCUGGGCAUCCCUGAGAUGCCCAAUAACGGCAGCUUCAGCAACGUGCGCUGUGUGCUGCUCAGGGAGAAGUGCUCAGACCUGGCAGCAGUGGUAGGCAUUGUCAUCGGCGCCCUCAUAGUGCUCACCACCAUCACCCUCCUCUUCAGGCUGCUAAAGAACAGGGAGCACUCUUCAUCACGGCCAUUUGCCCGCUUAGAGCUGGAGGAGGAGGAUGAUGAUGAACCUUUGCUUGAAUGAGUGUGGAACCUUUAGGAUUGGUUUAAGUACAUGCAAUGUGCUUGCUCAAAAAGAAAAUAAACAACAACAAAAAAAGCACAAAUAGGAAACAAAUGAAAGACAUGAUCAUAGUAAGGGGCUUUGCUUCUGUAGCAAAAUUUUGCUUAUUUUCGCCUAUAGCUAUCCAAAGAAUAGGGCUGCUAUUUAUUUAAGCAAUACUUUAAAUAAGUAACACAGUUUUCCGUAAAGUUCAAACAAAUUAAAUUUUUAUUUAUUACGAUGAGAUGAGGACUCUAUGUAGUGAUGUUAAUAUCUAUUUUUUUCAGUAUAAAGCAUUUGCAAAUGAAUGUCAGGUCAUAUAUAAUGUAUAAUGGCAUAACAUUGAAUACUUAUUUUAUUUUUAAAGCAGAUAUUUUGGGGCACAUACCACAAAAACUAUAGUUUAGACAGGCAUAGGUGUUGUCGAGUAUGCUCAAAUGCAAUGUUCAUUCAACUUAACGACUUACUGGAAAUGCACUGAGAACAUUCAUAUUUUGCAUUGCUUCAGAGGUUCGAGGGACUUUCUGAUUUCUAGCAUAGUAGAGGAACUGAAGCAAUCAAGUUACUGAGUUACGUACACUGUAUAUUUAUUUCCCUGUGUUUUAUUAAGAGCCUAUGAAUGUUUAUUUCUUCCGUUUCCUCAGUGAAUGUUGAUCUUUAUAUUUAGAUAGCAUUAAAGGAAAUUCUAUUUUUCUAUGUUGGUGGUGUAUAAGUGUAGGCUACUAAUAUGCUUUUAGUGAUCAUUUAAAUUAAGAGAUAUUGUUUGUUUGUUUUUUUUUAAUAAUGUGAGUUUCUUGCACUCAGAUGUUGGUGUUUGUGGUGAGAGGGGUUUAAGGGCUGGUUCACUGUUUUCUUGAAGUCUUCCUCUAAUGGUACUUGUACUAUGUAACUAUGCAAGAGAAAGGUUGUCAGGUACUGAUAUGUUGUGGGGGCUUUUGUGGAGACGUGUGUGUGUGUGUGUGUGUUAAAAUCAUAAUUAUGAUAGAUUUUCUUGCUUGUAUAAUAUUUUGUGUUGCUUAAAUGGUUACGAGAUGUAAAGCAGUAAUAUAUUGGCAGCUUUGUAAUGUGGUUACAUCUGGACCACUAGAGGUCACUCUCUAAUAUGUGUGUGUUAUAAUGUGUUUCACAAUGAUGUGUAAAUCUCUCAAGGCUUCAUGGAAUCAACUUUUAUCUAUAAAAAGAAAGAAAGAACAUUUCAAGUUAUUUUAGUUGUGGUAGUAAAUUGAUUUGCUUGUGUUUGUGGAUGAAGUUGCAGCUUUGACAAGUCUUAAGUUGACUGUCUUUCCUGUAAUAAAGUCUCCUUCAGUAAA
Messenger RNA from Pangasianodon hypophthalmus (striped catfish), 2975 nucleotides. RefSeq names its product ectonucleotide pyrophosphatase/phosphodiesterase 4 (gene enpp4). The transcript has 4 exons. Lineage: Eukaryota; Metazoa; Chordata; Actinopteri; Siluriformes; Pangasiidae. The coding region runs from base 259 to 1647 and encodes 462 amino acids. The record is from RefSeq and is a predicted model, not a curated record.